AUGGCCAAUAUCAAAAAGGGCAUCUUACUACACAAGCUGAUUGCAUUGGAGCUGCUGCUGGCCAUGGGCCAUGGAACAUUUAUCUUUCUCGAUGAACCUGGAUAUGGCUGGUAUCUCUCGAUCACCGCCAUCGGCCUGAAUGUAUCCUGGUCGCUGCACAACCUGAUCGCCUGGAUGAAGCUGCGAGGGUUCUUCACUCAGUGGGGCACACGGCUGUACUUGGGGUCCUUGCUCCUCGCCCAGCCCUACUGGGUCCUAGAGAUCUACGCCAACUUUGCCUUUUUCAACUUCGGCGACCCAUUGUUUCUGCGGACCCGGCCAUACGAGCCGCUGUUUCGAGAUCCGUGGUGGAUUUUCACCACCGUCUUCCUGAUCUACAAGAUCCAACAGGGGUACAAGCGUCAGCUGGGGCAGCUAGUUCGGGCGAGCCCACGGUUUGGGUUCACCUUGUUCUUUCUGUGUCUGUCGAUAGCGUUUGUCAUCGUCGACACAUGUCUCAUUCUGGACGCCUUUCACUUGGAUUUGCCCACCGGCAUCGAGCCUUUCUGGAAGGUAACGCCCACGUGGGUACCUAUCGGAAAGUCUGUGGCUAAUCCACGGAUGCUCGCUAGUUUGCGUUUGUGUUCAAGUGCUUGA
This is a messenger RNA of Aspergillus terreus NIH2624, 636 nucleotides long. RefSeq lists its product as uncharacterized. Bases 1 to 636 code for a protein of 211 amino acids. The transcript has 3 exons. NCBI's taxonomy places the organism in Eukaryota, Fungi, Ascomycota, Eurotiomycetes, Eurotiales, Aspergillaceae. The record is from RefSeq and is a predicted model, not a curated record.